Molecule: messenger RNA, 543 nt
Organism: Rotaria socialis
Lineage: Eukaryota; Metazoa; Rotifera; Eurotatoria; Philodinida; Philodinidae
Source: the annotation of a GenBank genome assembly
AUGAUAAAAUUGGUAGAUUUUAUUAUCCUGGUACAAUAUUUAUUCUGCUUUUGUGACUGUGGAACACUGUCGACUUCCCAACUAGCCGAACAAAUACUAAUAACAACAUUAUUAAAUGAAUAUAACAAAAAUAUCAGACCAGAUGAUCAAGUAUUUGUUGAUGUCAAUUUUGAUCUAGAACAAAUUGUAUCUAUAGAUGAAAAACAACAAAUAAUGACAUCAAGUUCAUUUAUUUCACAAGUAUGGUACGACAGUCGAUUAUCAUGGACACCAAAUGCUACAAAUAAUAAUAUUAAAGUAGUUAUGCUACCAGCUAAAAGUUUAUGGAUACCAGAUACAAUGAUAUUAAAUUCAGCAGAUGCAAGUGGUUAUCUCACUGUGAGUGAUUAUAGUUUAGCAUCUGUUAACUAUACAGGCGCAGUAUAUAUGAUAAUACCAGCACUAACAAUAAGAACAAGAUGUGACUUCAAUGUUCAAAAGUUUCCAUUUGAUAAACAAAUAUGCACUAUCAAUUUAACAUCAUGGAGCCAAGGAUCCAAUUGA